GGGCCUCGAACGGGAGAACUGCCGCUUGACCCUGGCCCAGAAGGGCUCACAGUUUGAGUUAAUAAUCGAGUUUUAUGAGAAGGAGGUGCCUGUAAAAGAAGUCAUUCCUAUUGAUAGCCACUUUAAAUGUAUACAAGCACAGGAAACUCUACUGAUUAACAUAGAAGGCAACACUCCCUGCAAAAUCCAGCUCUCAGGUGACUGGGUCGGAGAGCGUAUCUUCGAAAUCCCUGAUGAGGAUCGGUGCCUGGUUUUUCUCUCAGACAUCUAUGCUGUUCAGGAUGUUUUUAAAGGUAUUUCACUUCCUGAUUUCGAUGUGUCCGCCAACUGGUACGAGACAUUAGAAACUUCGGAAAAAACUCCCCAUGAACCGGAUGUUUCAGGAGCACUUGGAUUUGAAGAUAAUUUCACUGAAAUGAGUUUGGAGAAGAAAAGAAAUAGGCACAAUCGGCACACGAGGACCCGUCGGGAGCCCCCACCACCCCCCGGCCACAUAAGCAAACAGUUUUUACGUGAAAAGGAAGCUGUAGGCAAAGACCAGCCUAAAGUGACCAACACCAUGCGGAAGCUCUUUGUGCCCACCUCCCAGUCUGGGCAGCGAGAAGGACUCAUCAGACACAUUCUGGCAAAGCGAGAGAAAGAAUAUGUGAAUAUUAAGACUUUCAGGUUCUUUGUUGGAACAUGGAAUGUGAAUGGUCAGUCUCCAGACAGUGCUUUGGAACCCUGGCUACACUGUGAUACCGAUCCUCCAGAUAUUUACUGCCUUGGGUUUCAAGAACUGGAUUUAAGCACAGAAGCUUUCUUUUACUUCGAGUCUACAAAGGAGCAGGAGUGGCUGACAUCUGUGGACAGAGCCUUACACUACAAAUCCAACUAUAAGAAAGUUCAGUUAGUCCGCCUGGUUGGGAUGAUGCUACUUAUAUUUGCCAGAAAGGACCAAUGUAAAUACCUCCAUGAUGUUGUAACAGAAACUGUGGGAACAGGACUCAUGGGAAAAAUGGGUAACAAAGGGGCUGUUGCUGUGAGGUUUUUGUUCCACAACACUACGUUUUGCAUUGUCAAUUCCCAUCUGGCUGCCCACGUAGAAGACUUCGAACGUCGAAAUCAGGAUUAUAAAGACAUCUGUUCCCGGAUGACUUUCUUGGUCCCAAAUCAGGGUCAUCUAAACAUCAUGAAGCAUGAUGUCGUCAUCUGGUUGGGAGAUUUGAACUACAGACUCUGCAUGCCUGAUGCCAGUGAGGUGAAAACACUUAUUAACAGGAAUGAACUUCAGAAGCUCUUGAAGCUGGACCAGCUGAAUAUCCAACGUUCUCACAAGAAAGCAUUUGCUGACUUUACAGAAGGCGAAAUUCGGUUUAUGCCCACCUACAAGUUUGACCCGAAAACAGAUAGAUGGGAUUCCAGUGGGAAAUGUCGUACUCCAGCAUGGUGUGACCGAAUCCUUUGGAGAGGGACUAACGUUAAUCAGCUCCGCUACUGGAGUCACAUGGAGCUUAAGACCAGUGACCACAAACCUGUUAGUUCUCUCUUCCUCAUUGGGGUGAAGGUUGUGGAUGACAGAAGAUACAGGAAGGUAUUUGAGGACAGUGUUCGCAUCAUGGAUAGAAUGGAAAAUGAUUUUCUUCCUUCAUUAGAACUCAGCAAGAGGGAAUUUGUAUUUGAGAGGGUGAAAUUCCGUCAACUGCAGAAGCAGAAGUUCCAGGUCACCAACAAUGGCCAAGUGCCAUGUCAUUUUUCCUUCAUCCCUAAGCUCAGUGACAGCCAGUACUGCAAGCCUUGGCUUCGGGCUGAGCCCUCUGAGGGCUGCUUAGAACCAAGUGAGACAAUCGACAUUUCCUUGGAUGUCUAUGUCAGUAAAGACUCAGUGACAAUUCUGAAUUCGGGGGAGGAUAAGAUUGAAGAUAUUCUUGUCCUUCACUUGGACCGAGGCAAAGAUUACUUCUUGACCAUCAGUGGAAGUUACCUCCCAAGCUGCUUUGGCACAUCCUUGGAAGCUUUGUGCCGAAUGAAAAGACCAAUUCGAGAAGUUCCUGUUACCAAACUCAUCGACCUGGGAGAAGACAGCUUCGUAGAAAAGGAGAGCCCUCUUCUGCCAUUGGCUCCUUUGGAGGGAAAUGUCGGCGAGAGACCCCUUCAGGUUCCCAAAGAAAUCUGGCUUUUAGUGGAUCACUUAUAUAAAAAUGGCUGUCAGCAGGAGGACCUGUUCCAGACUCCUGGCAUGCAGGAAGAAUUACAGCAAAUCAUAGAUUGUCUGGAUACCAGCAUUCCUGAGACAGUCCCUGGCAGCAAUCAUUCCGUGGCCGAAGCCCUUCUCAUCUUCCUGGAAGCUCUACCGGAGCCUGUCAUCUGUUAUGAGUUAUAUCAGAGAUGCCUUGACUAUUCCCAUGACCCCCGCCUCUCCCGACAGGUGAUAUCACAUCUUCCACGGUGCCACAGAAACGUUUUCCGGUACCUGAUGUCUUUCCUUCGGGAACUCUUAAAGCACUCUAAAACAAACAAUGUCAACGUCAACAUGAUUGCCAAUCUCUUCUCUGGUCUCCUGCUACGGCCUUCACCUAAUCUGAUGUCAAGACAGACUCCAACCGAUCGCCAACAUGCUAUCCAGUUCCUCCUGGGGUUCCUGCUUAGCGGUGAUGAAGACUAACUCUCUUCAUCGUGCAUCCUCCACCCCUUUCCUGAGAUUCUAGCCUGGAGGAUCACUUGCUUUGAGUAUUAAGAAUUAGUUGAAGGAGUUUUUCCCAGCAGGGGAGUUGCACAGCAUUGUAGCUGCUGGCUAUCAAAAAUCUACAGUUUACAGUGCUUAGGGGAGUCUUCUAGUAGCUCCUCUGCCCACCAAAACACAAAAUUACAUGUCCUUAUACAUUAGAGAAUUUCAGACUCAACAUGUUGCCAAGCCAAAGUCUCCACAUUUUGGUAGUUACGUGCUUUAUCUUUAUGGGACAAAGAGAUCUGUAUUAACACUCCAGUGUUCUCCAAAUCUGUUUGUUGCCCAAAUCUGACUGUCCUGUCUCUGCUUAGCACCCUUGACUUGGGGUCUAAGAUGUGAAUGUUCUAGACUGAUACGCACUAUUUGCUUUUGAUGAGAUUUGUAUCUGGAGUCAUUCAUCUGAAUGGUAUUUGGCUCUCUUGCCCCCAGCCCCACUGGCACCCCCAUUCAAGCAGUAGUAUCACUUUGGAGAAGGUCAGCUGGGUAAGGUUCCUGGGGGACUUACUUGUCUCACUGCCAGCAUUUGUGCAUUCUUACUACAGUGGCAUUUCUGAGUGUCGGUGUUCAUGUGCCUACAGUGGCUAGGGCCAUCUCCUCUUCUCUCGAACCAUACCCAGCAACUGAACCUUAGUGACUACUGGAAAGUGAACUUUGUUCUAAUGUCCCGUUGGCUUCAGAGGCUCACAACCAAAAUGAAUGCAACCUGGCUACCUUGAGGGCAAAGGCGUUUCUCUGUCUUGCAAGUCUUAUCUGGGGGAGGGAGGGGGAAUAAAUAUGAGGAAUAAUUGGCUCUGGGUGUCCUUGGGACUUACUCCCACCCUUGGAACCUCAUCUUCCCAAACAGCACUUAAACCCUUAAACUAAUGUACAAAGUGUUGGGCCUGACUCUAGCUUCAUCACUGGAGAAGACCUCAGAAUCCUCAGGAACCUCUUGGCAUUCAUCCCCAGUACCAAAGGGCAAUCAGAAUCCCCCUGCUCACAAAGAAAUAGGCUACUUCAAGGGUUUAGAGCCAGGGUAGACAGUAUUUUGGGGACUUCCAAUGUAGCACACAAUCACUUUUUUAAGUACUAAGUCAAAGAGGCAACAGUUUACCAAGAUGACAUCGGGGCCAACAAAGCACCUGAUUUCCCCACCUUUAAUAUCUCUUCAAAUUGUUCAUUGAAAACAGACCAGCAAGUCAUUCUCCCUUUUUUUUUCUUAACCUUUAUUAGUAAGCAAAUUGGUUGCCAACCAUUAAUCAAAUUGCCUGAUGGGAAACCACACCACCCCACCCCCUUGAGAGCCACAAUGGGAAGUGACUCAUUCUUGCCUUCUCUUGAAAAUGAAAUUAGAGGUGCUUGACAUACAGUCCUUUUAUUCCAUAUGUGCUUUGGGCACUUGUUCUGUUAGCAUACCUAAUGGAGGGAUGUUGGAAGCCAUGCUAGGAAUGGCUCUCCAAUCUCUUCAGAAUUAUUUUUUUGACAUGGAAGAAAUGUCAGGUGAUUGAGUAAGCCAACCUGAAUUCAGCCCUUUGGAAAUAAGAAUUGAGUCAUCAGUGCCAAGCAGUUUGAAAGAUCUGUUAGCCCUAGGGUAAUUUUUUUUGUCCUAGUUGGCUAACAGAAGACUGAAAUUAGAUGGUCUUGCCUAUUUCCAAUGGUCCCGAAAGUUGGGGAGGCUGGAGGAGUUAGGGCAUGGUCGUGGCAAAGGGCCUGGAAGGAUUUUUUGUAGACAAGCUUUCUGUUGUAUCACCAACUUGGAAUCUCUUGGCUCAGCAAGCAUGUGUGGCUACUGGCUGUUUGGGGGUAGUAAGUGUAUAGCCACCGUACCUACUUCAUCUUCAAAUCAGAAUACCAAGUAGUUUCUCUGCCUCAGUCUGUUGUGGAGCUCUGGCCAUGGCACGUUACCAGAGCUGAGGGUUUUGGACAAUCUAUAGGUAGGGGGUUGGGAGAGGGGGAAGCAAGAGGGGAGACGUUGCUUCCCGGCCCAGGCCUGCCUACUCCAGGCUUCUAGCCUCCACUUCUUAAGUACCUCGUGUGUGUGUUCGCUCAUCAUUGCCUCCCAAGUUGGAUGGGGAGAAACUUUGCAUUUACUGUUGUUGUUGUUGUUGUUGUUUGUUGUUGUUGUUGAAAAGGGUUCGAGCCCUUGGGGCUUUGUCAUUUCCUUCAUUGUUUUUUCAUUGUUUUGAUUCUUACUCCAAAAUAUUUUUUUGUCUUGUUUUUCCCCAAGGGGUCUUAGCUGCUAGUGGGUCCCCUUUAUCUUGUUGGUAUCUUUUUUUUUAUUAUAAUUUAUUGGAAAACUCUUCAUUCCCUUGAAUAAAGAUGUGUUGUACAACUUA
Molecule: messenger RNA, 5022 nt
Organism: Trichosurus vulpecula (common brushtail)
Lineage: Eukaryota; Metazoa; Chordata; Mammalia; Diprotodontia; Phalangeridae
Gene: OCRL
Product: OCRL inositol polyphosphate-5-phosphatase
Exons: 23
Coding region: 416-2644 (742 amino acids)
Biological process (GO): signal transduction; phosphatidylinositol dephosphorylation
Cellular component (GO): membrane; cytoplasm
Molecular function (GO): inositol phosphate phosphatase activity; phosphatidylinositol-4,5-bisphosphate 5-phosphatase activity
Source: RefSeq, a predicted model, not a curated record